Messenger RNA from Fragaria vesca subsp. vesca, 801 nucleotides. RefSeq lists its product as uncharacterized. The transcript has a single exon. The record is from RefSeq and is a predicted model, not a curated record. Lineage: Eukaryota; Viridiplantae; Streptophyta; Magnoliopsida; Rosales; Rosaceae. The coding region runs from base 1 to 801 and encodes 266 amino acids.
AUGCUUGCUGCUAUCCACCAAAACAUCACCCGAACCCAGUUUCAGUUCUCUCGAAGUUACUCUGCUGCUUAUGCAAUCAGUCUCCAAAACACCUCCAAAAACUGGCAACAACUCAGAGAGGAAAAACUGACCGCAAGCACAUUCGCCGCAGCUGUCGGGUUCUGGCCUCGCCAGAGAGUCCGGCUCUGGCGGGAGAAGAUCGGAGCAGUUAAGCCCUUCUCCGGGAACCUAUCUACCUCCUGGAGCAACAUCAAGGAAGAAGAAGCUCUACAUAGGUACAAGAUGAUAACCCAACACAAUGUUUCUUCUGUUGGGUUCCGAGUCCACAGCAAAGCUGAUUGGCUCGCAGCUUCAGCUGAUGGGAUGAUAGACUCGAGUGGAGUAUUGGAAAUCAAGUGCCCAUUUUUCGAUGGGGAGAAGAGCAGGGCGUGGCCAUGGCUGCGCAUACCGGCGCAGUGUGUGCCCCAGGCGCAGGGGCUGAUGGAGAUUCUAGACAAGGAGUGGAUGCAUUUCUAUGUGUGGACUUUGAAUGGGAGCAGCUUGUUCAAGUUGUAUAGGGACAGGGAGUAUUGGGGUGUUUUGGAAGAGGCUCUUUCGGAUUUUUGGUGGAAGCAUGUGGUGCCGGGGAGGGAGGUUUAUGGGAAUAGGGAGAAGACGGUGAGGAGGACGCAUUUGCUGUUGAAACCGUUCCGGCCGGCGGAGAGGCAUGAGAUGAUUGAGCGUAUAGUUUGUGAGAGUAGAAGGAUUGUUUGUAGGUCUGAGUUGUUGGUGCGUGAAGUUCAUGGCAGAAUGCAAAAUUGA